UGUAUCUUUAAAUAGUUUAUUUAUACUUUACACACCUUGUACUGUUUGUACAGUUUCUACAUCAUCCCGUCAAAAAAGUCGAGUCAUCCCUGUAGAAACUGGAGAACAGACACCUUUAAACAAUCUAUGGCUGCAAAUUUGAAGAGCAAUUCGAUUCUACCAAUGGGGUCGACCGAUCAUCAGGCAAGAGGGGAAGACAAGCUUUUUAAAGGAUCCACCAUGACUAAGCGCGGCGCGUAUGCUGCUAUCUCUUACAUGAGUUGUGCUGUGCUUUUGGUACUAUUCAAUAAAGCAGCUCUUUCUUCAUACAGCUUCCCAAGUGCCAACGUCAUCACUCUUUGUCAGAUGAUGUGUUCUUGUUGUUUUCUUUAUGUUCUUCGACGCUCAAAGCUCAUUACUUUUAAUGCGAGCGAUUCAAUAGCCAUCAACGAGAGUUCCAAAACAUUAGUACCAAUAAAGACAUUGGUCAACACUUCACCUCUUGCUUUAUCUUAUUUGCUUUACAUGUUAGUCAGCAUGGAGUCCGUUCGAGGGGUUAAUGUUCCUAUGUAUACAACCUUGCGGAGAACUACAGUUGUUUUUACAAUGAUUGUUGAGUACAUCCUUGUGAGGCAGAGAUAUACCCGACCUAUUGUUGGAAGUGUGGGAUUGAUAGUUCUGGGUGCUUUUGUUGCUGGAGCUCGAGACUUGUCAUUUGACUCGUAUGGCUAUCUAGUUGUUGUCAUGUCCAACAUUACAACAGCAAUCUACCUGGCGACCAUAGCCCGCAUUGGAAAGUCAAGUGGGCUCAACAGCUUUGGCCUCAUGUGGUGCAACGGAAUUUUGUGCGGGCCUGUUUUGUUUCUUUGGACCCUUAUACACGGUGACUUGGAGAUGACAAUGAAUUUUCCAUAUUUGCUUUCUCCUGAUUUCCUGGUGGUGUUGGCUUUGACAUGUAUACUAGCUUUCUUCCUGAACUAUAGCAUAUUCCUCAAUACGACUUUGAAUUCUGCUCUCACACAGACAAUCUGUGGGAAUUUGAAGUUGAAUGUGAUUGGGCAGCUUUUUGGCUUCAUUGGGUCGGGCAUGUAUGCAUAUUAUAAGCUUAUCGGGAGAUGACAUGCAAUCCAAGUUUCAACUUGAUGUCGAUUUAUGAUACACAGUGACCACCGGGCUAUUCAAAAGAAGAUUCUUGUUGCCUGUAGAGAGACUACUAAUCUGACUUCCUUACGAUGCUCAACUGCUAUCUUUACGCGGACUAUAGUUCCAUAUAUUAAGGUACUUGAAAUUAGAAAUUUACAGACAGUGUAGAGGGGUUUGUGGUGGUGGAUACAAUUUGAUAUGUCAUUCUUGGUGAGGAUCAUAUUUGUUAAUUUUGUGUGCUGGGUAAAAAAGCUCCUUGCCGGCUUUACUCUUUGAUGGUCUGAGGAUUGACUGGCGGCAAAGCUGACAACAGAUUGUCUUUUACGCAAUUUUAUAUAAUCCUGAAAUCUACAGUUACCAUAAUGAAAAUAAAAUCAGGUGCAACACUACGACAUUUCGAG
Striga asiatica is the source of this 1523-nucleotide messenger RNA. The record is from the annotation of a GenBank genome assembly. NCBI's taxonomy places the organism in Eukaryota, Viridiplantae, Streptophyta, Magnoliopsida, Lamiales, Orobanchaceae.